CUGCCAGCCUCCUCUCGACCUCCAUUGCCUCUUGCUGCCACCACCAUCACAACUAUUGCCACCACCAUGGCCGAUUUUGCGCCAGGCGGAGACUCCGUCCUCAACCUCAGCCCCGAGGAGAAACGAGCAUAUCAGUACCUCUUCCAGGCUGCCGACACCGAGAAGCUUGGAGUCAUAACGGGCGAGGUAGCCGUCAAGUUUUUCGAGCGCACAAAGCUAGCACCCGCCGUGCUGGGCGAAAUAUGGCAGAUCGCGGACACCGAGAACCGUGGUCUUUUGACGUCGUCAGGCUUCUGCCAGGUCCUGCGACUCAUUGGCCACUACCAGGCCGGCAGAGAUCCCACCCCGGAUCUUGCCUUCAAGCCUGCCCCCAUCCCCAAGUUUGAAGGCUUGCCUCUUCCCAUCUCCCCAGCUGGCACCGCCGGGCCUAGUUUCUCACAACCUCCUGCUGGUCCUCUACAGCCCCAACUGAGUGGCCUGCAACCCCAGCUCAGCGGGAACGGUCCUAUUCGCGUGCCUCCGCUGAACCCGGUCAAAGCUGCCGAGUAUGCCGGCCUUUUCGAAAAAUCGGGUGCCGUCAAUGGCCUGCUAUCUGGAGAGAAUGCCAAGCAAAUCUUCGAAAAAGCACGCCUACCGAACGAGACUCUUGGUCGCAUAUGGAAUCUGGCCGAUACUGAGCAACGAGGUGCUCUGAUUGUCACUGAAUUUAUUAUUGCGAUGCACUUGCUAGCAUCCUUCAGGACGGGCGCUAUGAAACAGGUGCCUAAUACACUUCCCGCCGGUCUGUACGAGGCAGCCGCACGAAGGGGUGCUGGUGGACCCAAUGCCCCAAUUCCUCGACAAUUCAGCGGGCAAGGCCCGGCGCAAAGUCCGCUUCGCUCCGCAUUUCCCCAGUCCGCGCAGACUACCGGCAGUGACUGGGUCAUCAGUCCCCAAGAAAAACAGUCUUAUGAUAAUUUGUUUUCCAAAGUCGACACUACUGGACGUGGCUUCAUCACUGGAGAUCAAGCGGUGCAAUUCUUCAGUGACUCUGGUCUCCCCGAAGAUGUUCUAGCUGGCAUCUGGGAUCUGGCUGAUAUCAAUUCCGAAGGACAGCUUUCGAGAGAUGAGUUUGCUGUAUCUAUGUAUCUAAUCCGUCAACAGCGCAAACCAGACCGUACGCCUCUUCCGGCAUCUCUGCCUCCCAAUUUGAUUCCUCCGAGCAUGCGCAACCAGAUCCGAGCGCCGCAGCCACCCGGUCCGCCAGAACCGCAGCCCAUGAGCCUUAAUCCCAAAUCGGCAGCAGACGAUCUCUUCGGUUUGGAUGCAUUCUCUACGUCCGCGCCUGCGCCUGCGCCUCCCCAGCUUCAGCAAACCACAGGCGGGUCGAAUUCUUUCCCCAAGCCUUUCGACAAUGACCCUUUUGCGAGCAAGACUGCCUCACCAACCUCGCCCCAUCCGUUCCAGCCGUCGCCGCGUAACCCCGCCUCUACCUUCAAACCUUUCAUGCCCACAUCUUCAUUCGGUCAAAAUCUCACUUCCCAGUCAACAGGUGCGUCCACAGGUUCUGGAACGCAGCAGCGCGCUCCACCAUCUGCCAUGGACGACCUUUUGGGUGAGAGUGAUCCUGAGAUCAACAAGAAGCUAACUCAAGACUCCACCGAGCUAGCCAAUAUGUCUAACCAGAUGACCACAUUGCGCACUCAAAUGCAAGAAGUGCAGAACAAGAAAGGGGCGACAGAGGGCGAGUUGAACAAUGUGACAAAUCAGAAGCGAGAAUUGGAGGUGCGAUUGGCGCAGUUCAAAUCGGCAUACGAGAAAGAAGCGAAGGACGUUAAGGCGGUCGAGGAUCGUUUGGCUCUUUCACGGAACGAGACUCGCAAACUCCAGCAGGAUCUUGCCGUGAUUGAAGCAACCCUUCAGGAUCUUCAGAAUCAACAUCGUCAAGUUGGAAGUGCUUUGGAAGCAGAUCAACGCGAGAAUAUCAGUCUCAAAGAGCGCAUACGUCAAGCUAAUGCUGAAGUUGCUGCUCUUCGUCCACAACUCGACAAGAUGAGGAGCGAUGCACGACAACAGAAGGGCAUGGUAGCUAUCAACAAAAAACAACUCGCUACCAACGAAGGCGAAAGGGACAAGAUCAAGAGCGAGAUGCAUGAUUUGAGCAAAUCUGCUGAAGAAGCUCGCAGUCCACCCGCCGCUAACCCUGCUGUUGCCAGUCCAGCGGGUUCUACUGCCAGCCAUAACACCAACCCCUUCUUCCGUAAAUCGCCUCAACCACAGAACGAGAACACAAUGUCUCCCUCCGGUUUCGCUCGUGAAAGUAGUCCCCACAAGGACUUCGAUAGCUUGUUCGGAUCUUUCCCCGCUCCAGCAACCAGCGCUCCUCCGGUCCAGUUCCGCUCAGAUAGUCAGAACCAAGUCCCCAACUUCUCUGCACCCUCUGGGCAGUCCGUUCGCUCUAGUGAAGGUCCCGAUGUGCCUACCCCAUCCACGUCUCCACCUUUGUCUUCCUAUCAAGAAUCUCCACGCACGGGUGAGCCACCUGCGCCGCCGGAGUCGCGUCAGUUUGGCUCUGCGUUUUUGCCUUUGAGAGACACGGUUCCUCGCUCCGACUCUUUUAGUUCAUCUGUCAAAGUAUCAGCACCGGCUAGCAGAUACGGUGGACCCGGUGGCCCAGGCAAUGAAACUCCGACCAUCUCGAAAGCUUCGCCUGCCGGCACUCCCGUACCAGAGAAGCCUGUCCCUGAGCGCACUGACACCGAACGCACUGACUUCGAUAACUUCUCAUCCUCUGCUUUCGACCGGAAUGUGACGGCUUCUCCUGUGGCCAGCGUUACUAGUGACGCAAAAUCUGCCUCCAAGGGCGAAGAUCGCAAAGAUACCUUCUCCGCCUUCGGAGGACCUCUGCCGGGCAAAGAGCUCCCUGGAGCUUUCCCGAGAGAUACUAACUCCCCACUACAACAAAUGCCCACUGGUGGAAGCAGUUUGAGCGAACAGAACAAGGCUAAUGGUCGUGCGGAUCCGUUUUCCAGCUCCACAGACCAGCCCCGCCCGGGCCAGAAAGUUGACUUUGAUGCUGCAUUUGCCGGCUUCGGUCCUUCCCGACAGAACACUGCCGAUACUAAUGGCACAGGCGGACCGUCCCGAGUUGCUGCGAACAAGUUCAACAAAGAGUUCCCCCCCAUCGAAGAUCUUGCCCAUGACGACGAUAGUGAUAGCAACAGUGAACAAGGCUUUGCUGAUAACUUCACUUCAGCAUCUCCUCAGCAGCACCGAUCUAGCGUUGGUCAGAGCCAAGCUCCCCAGGCGAGUGUUGUGGCCGACAAAGAUGAUGACGAUCUCUAUGCCGCGCCGCCAGCAGCUCCCUCACGUCUAGAGUCUACAACCAGCGUCUUGCCUUCUCCAGGAGCAGCCAAAUCCCCACCGAGCUAUGAAGCUUCGGUUCCUCCUAAAUCUGGCUCCAACCAAUUCCCACCAGAGUUUGGAGGCCUCUUGCCAUCCCGCACCGAUCCCAUCUCUCCUCCCACGUCGCAAUCGCCCGAGAAACCUUUCAAUGCUUCUUCUGGGGGACAAGGCGCUGCGCUCUUCGGCGGACCAUCUUCCACUAAGCCAUCAACUGCGUCACCUCCACCUACCGAUACACCAACAUCUACAGUCCCGUCAGAUGCGUAUCACUCUGCUGUGUCCCACCCGCCAAGUGACGCGAAAACGCAGUCCAAGUCUGCGUUCAAUGAUGAUUUUGAUGCAGGCUUCGAUGACUUGACGGAUGCCAAAGAAGCGGAUGACAAGGAAGCGGAUGAUCUCUUCUCGUCGCAACACCGUGACGCAUAUGAAAGUUUUGACCCUGUUUUCGACUCUCCUGCGGCUUCUAAAUCCAACACUAUGGCCUCCUCUCAGCAGACACAUACCGGUACGGGUCUUGGUGAUGAUAGCUUCGGCGAUUUCGAACAUUUGUCCAAGAGCUUCGGUCAACCCGCCGCCCCUCAGCCUACCGCCUCUAGCCAGGACUGGGAUGCUAUCUUCUCGAACAUGGAAUCGUCUCAAGACAAGAACCCGCAACAGCCGUCUGGAGAUCUCGGGAAGUCGGUUUUUGAUACUCUUGAUCGCGAAGAGGCUGCUGCUUCUUCUUCCAAAUCGCCAACAUUGCAGUCGCCAACCAUGCCACAUCUCGGCCGUGCCAUUAGCACCGGGACCGAACACGAUGAUCCAAUUCUCAAGAAGUUGACGGGAAUGGGAUACUCACGCAACGAUGCUUUGGGCGCCUUGGAGAAAUUCGACUAUGACAUCAACAAGGCUGCGGACUACCUGUCGUCACAGUAA
Messenger RNA from Periconia digitata, 4299 nucleotides. Lineage: Eukaryota; Fungi; Ascomycota; Dothideomycetes; Pleosporales; Periconiaceae. The record is from the annotation of a GenBank genome assembly.